Messenger RNA from Cyanidioschyzon merolae strain 10D, 2037 nucleotides. RefSeq names its product TATA-box binding protein-associated factor 5. The record is from RefSeq and is a predicted model, not a curated record. Gene Ontology annotation, biological process: transcription initiation at RNA polymerase II promoter. The transcript has a single exon. Bases 1 to 2037 code for a protein of 678 amino acids. NCBI's taxonomy places the organism in Eukaryota, Rhodophyta, Bangiophyceae, Cyanidiales, Cyanidiaceae. Gene Ontology annotation, molecular function: RNA polymerase II general transcription initiation factor activity; protein binding. Gene Ontology annotation, cellular component: transcription factor TFIID complex.
AUGAGUGGCGCCGAGCAAGCAGCCAGCGAGCUGCUUCGGAGCCGUGGCGUCGAUGUCGACGGCCAGCGAAGAGGAAGGCAAAACGGAGACGAUUCUGCGAGAAACAUCUUCUUUUUCAUCGAGAACCAGGGACAUCGUGCUGAUCCAGUAGCAGUUAGUGAACAGUAUCGGUCGCUUCGCAGCUGGGUGGAGAACGCACUGGACAUGUACAAGGGCGAGCUCGUAAGUGUCUUGUAUCCGCUGCUGGUGCAUAGCUUCCUGGACCUGGUCGAGCAAGGACACCAGGAAGCUGCGGAGAGUUUUCUUAGGCGCUUCGGCAGUGAGUUUCAGGAUCGUGGACAUCGUGACGAGCUUAUUGCGCUCUCCAGCGUCUCCCUACCGGAGCAUAUCGGCCAGAAUGAAGUGGCUCGCCUGUUUCGGGAGAACAGGUAUCAGCUGCAGUUUUCUGCCUAUGGAUGGCAGCUCUUGGUGUCUUUCCUACGAGACUCGGGAGGCUUCUUUUUCCUGCGCAUACUCAACGAGCACACCCGCGUUCAGAUCGAAACCGUCGGCACAGAUCCACUAGCGGAUGCUGCCGGGGUCACGGUGGAUGCCAAAGCAACGGACGGCUUUGUGGGGGCAAACGAGCGCACGUCACUGCUGCGCAUUCCCGUGCAAUGGGGCCUCCUCCGUGAAUCAGACUACGUCACUGAGGAUACCGAAAUUGACAUCGAUCGCGCCUACUUGGAGCGAAUGGCUCGCGAGCGCGAUGCGGAGCGUGCGGUGGCGGAUACAACCGGCUCCACGGCGGCCGCCGAAACCAAACCGGGCCCUGCGCCUUCGGGGAAGACUCCCGGAAGCGAACGAGACAAAGCAUCGACCGGCCGCAAGAGCGGUGCUAGAGCAGCCGCGAUGUCCAGCCGCGGAGCGGACGGCACCGGAAAGACCUCCGACGCGAGCGGCGGAUUUCUAGACAUGUCGCAGUCGAUACCGGUGCCUAGAAUUUGGCGCUCCUCUGGGAUGUUACCGUCACUGGAGGACCUGCGAAAGCGUGUUCAAGUGUCAGCAAACGCGCUCCCAUCGGUGCUCUUCUACACGCUCCUGAACUCCCAUGGGUUGGUGAAUGCGAUGGAUAUUUCGAACGAUGGCUCUCUGCUCGUCACUGGCUGCGAUGACUCCGUUCUGAGACUCUACAAGGUUCGACAGGAGCUUCAGAAUACAAGCGAGUCGGACAAGGACCGCGGAACCAAUCUUUCUGGAGAGAUUCCCUCGCUUUCCGUUUCGCAGGUCCUGGUGGGCCACGCUGGCCCUGUCUACGCGGUCCAUACCUCCGCUGACGGGCGCUACUGCAUAUCGAGCUCCGAGGACGGCACCGUUCGCCUAUGGGAUCUUCAGCUCGGCACAGACCUCGUAGCGUACCCCUGCCACGAAUCACCGAUAUGGGAUGUUCGGUUCGCGCCUCUGGGAAGAUAUUUUGUGACUGCCUCACACGAUCGCACUGCGCGUCUGUUUUGUACGGAUCGACUGUCACCGCUUCGUUUGUUUGCCGGGCAUAUGACCGAUGUAGACUGCGUCAGCUGGCAUCCUAACUGUAACUAUGUGGCAACAGGUUCAAGUGAUCGUAGUUGUCGUUUAUGGGACUGUCGAACGGGCGACUGCACGCGGAUCUUCUUGGGCCAUAGGGCGCCGCUGACGGCGUUGGCGUUCUCUCCAAACGGUCGUCUUCUGGCGACAGCGGAUUUCAAUGGCACGAUUUUGCUCAACGAUAUCGCUGAGGGUCGCCUUCUUAAGCGAUUCUCUGAGCAUACCGAUGCCGUUUGGUGCUUAGACUUUUCGCAAGGCGAUGGUUCGAUACUGGCCAGUGGCGCUGGUGAUAACUCCAUUCGGCUGUGGCCGGUGCUUACAAAUACGCUGGACGCUUCGGGUUCUUCCGUAGAUGCUGUGCAUGAUUCAAGUUCGUUGCGCGUGAUGCGAACAAAGAGCACGCCGGUGUUGGGUCUGCGCUUUUCAUGGCGCAAUUUGUUGCUUGCAGGUGGCUCGUUUCGUGCGUUGACCUAG